Messenger RNA from Moneuplotes crassus, 3238 nucleotides. The record is from the annotation of a GenBank genome assembly. NCBI's taxonomy places the organism in Eukaryota, Ciliophora, Spirotrichea, Euplotida, Euplotidae.
AUGCAAUCUUCCACACAAGAGAAGGUGAUAUCGUCUCAUUUCCAGAAGUCUUCUCUAGAGGAAAUCCUGAGUACGAGUUUUAAGUCUGUGUUUAGUUCAAAGAAUUUGCCAGAUACUCCAUUCCCUACAAUCUAUAGAACAGUUAACUUUUAUAAGGCCCAAGCUGAUGUGGAGAAUGCUAAAAAGGGGUUGCUGGAACAUUUCUCAAAGAAUGAAGUCCAGAGUGAGCGAUACUUUGGGAUCUGAAACUUACCUGCCACUGAAGGAAUUUAUGGAAUCAGAGCUUUGCUUGAACUUCUUGACCCUAAAAAUAUUAUCACUGUUAGAAAGAGGGCAAUGCAGUGUAUGAUCGAACUUUCGAAUGAAACUGCUGAUCUUAAAUUUGAUGUAACGCAUUCUAUCGCAGGAGGAUAUGUACUCAAAUCAGAUCUAUGAAAAAACCCAGAGUCAUCUUCAGAGCCACUACUGAUCUAUUCCAUCUUCAAAGCUACAUCUUCAGAUUUUGAUGUGGCAUAUGAUACCUUCUUCAAUUAUAUUCACGAGGACAUCAAGAACAUGACCAGAAUUGAUAUGGAUUUCAAUAUCUUCCAGCAAUUGAUCCUUCAAUUCAGAGACCAAGACGAACGAGUCAGGAAAAAGAAGUUUAUUCUCGAAGAAAUCCUAAACAACAAGGCUAGGAUGCACUCUGAAAUCAUGAACUCUGUCAAAAAUAGACAACUCAUAGCAACAGAGUUGCUCAUGAGAGUCAGAGAUUUUGAUAAUUCCUCCACCAAAGCCUAUAGGUAUGCUACUCGAGGAGGUGUUGGAGACCUCCGCUACGGAGCAGCUCAAGAGGAAGAGGAGAAAUAUGAGUAUAUUCCAGUCAGAAAGGUGUAUAUUUUCCACUUCGUGGAAAAGAAACCUAGCUCUGAGGUGAACUUCAUCUCAUUCUCUUCAAGUAACCUCUGUGCUCUCGUAGAAGGCGUCUUCAACAGUUUAGAAGCAGCUGAGUCUUACGCUUCGUUCUAUAUGAGAAAGCAAGAGGAGGUCGAUAAGAAAUAAACUGUCUGGAUAUUUAGAAAGCAAAUAUGUCACUGUUUUCAAUGACUAUUAUAGCAACGAAUUAAUCAGAGCUAUUUGGGGAAUCCAUGGGAUGAUCUUGAUCGAAAGUGAGGCGAUUAGGUUCCAGAUAUUGGAAAAUAUCUUUGCUAUCUUAUCCCAUCCAGUUUCGCAGUUGCUUCAUCUAAGAAGUUUAUCCAAAACAAUUGAGGUAUUGAUCAUCGCUCAUCAAAAUUACGGCCUACCUCAAUUCAAGGAUGCAAUAUUACACAUGUUUAACAAAUUUUACGCCUCAAUAAACCAAAUUAUUGCUCUAGGUUUUGCCCCUGAAAUCUUAGCUCUAAGAAAGUACCUUGAAGUCUUACUCAAAAAUAUUGCAGGAACCUCAGGAAAAGAGCUAGAGGUUGAUAUGCACUCUCUGGAUGCUUUUAGAAAUAUGACAAGGCUACUCAAAACUGUCUGCUGCUCCAUUGCUACUCAGAUAGUUGACCAGGAUAAAGUAACAAAAAGCUCGAUAGAUAUUGUCUUGAAUAUCAUGAAAGGCAACAGUGAUAUCCAAAUUUACACCCAAUCUGAGUUUUUAGCAAAGAAAAGUCCUGAUAAAAUAGUUGACGUCAAAUCUGAAAUUGACAGAGCUAGUAAGGAGAAAAGAUACCCAUCCAAAGACAUGAUGGAAAGUGUCCAUAUGCAGUAUGUUGUAGACACAUAUUCUUUCGAAAGCCUGUUCUUCAUUUUGAGAGACCUCAUGAUGAACCCACUUUAUCCUAACUCACUUGCAAUUUGAGAGUAUAAACUUCAAGGUCACAAUAUUAGAUUUGAUAUAUAUGGAGGCGUCUCAGAUGUUGCUAUUAACGAGACUGAUUAUAACAAGCCAUAUAAGAAUAAAGAAGAGUCAACAAAUAUGUUCAUUGUUGGGCAUGACGAAAUGAGUGACAAGGGAAUUCCAUUCCCUAUCUCAGACUAUCACACAUUGUUUGCAUGCUCUUCAAUAGACUUGGGUCUGUUCAGAAAGUUCUUCAAAAAUUAUGAAUGCUCCAUUCCUCUUGCAGAGGAUUAUGAAGGUCUCAAGCUUCAGACCCUGCUAUCCAUCACUGGAUAUUCCAUAUUUAAUAGGUAUAAGAGACUAAAGAAGCAGACCUCUAGUUGGAAUCUUUGAUAUGAUUUUGUCUUCACAGGAAUGGAAUAUGAUAAAGCAAUCAUGAAUUUCACAAAUUUAUUAAUAAAAUACUCUGUUUGGCUCCACAAAGAAACUGAUUGAAUUGUAAACGGUUUCUAUAGUGAUGGUGACCCAGAUUCUCCAGCUCUCACAUUGUAUAAGAUUCGUACAAAUGAGGAGGCAAAUGCUGGGGCCGAUAAGCUCUUCGAAUACUUCAACAAUAGACUUAGGCUCUAUCUCAUCGUUCUGACUCCAGUUGAGAAUACUUUCAAGAAAGUGAAGAUUUACUUCAACUUGCAUUUUAGGAUAGACAUUGAUGUCCAGAUUACAUCUCUUCUACCUUUGGCAACUGUGAAUGAUAUAUCAAAGGUAUUUUUCACAAUCCCUGAGUACAUAAUGUGGGAUAAGAUUCUUAGAAGUCAGCUGGGUUACACCCCUACAGAGUUCCUACUUGAAGAAUACAAGAACGCUUAUCUUGGCUUCAGACUUCAAGAAGCACUAAAAACAAGAAUUCUGAUUAUGAUUUUAGACGAAAGAAUUGAUCAUCUGAACCAUUACAUGAGACUUCUAUAUUCUCCAUCAGAAGUGCUCUUUAAUACCUCUGAAAGCAUCAAAAUAGUGUACCUCCUUUUGGAUGAUUACAAUCAGAAUGAGCUGAAUAGGACAACUACUAAAAAGUUGCUAAUUCAGCCGAUACAUACUUAUUUUAAAUUAGUAGCUGAAGAAGUUGAGAUCACUAUUUUGGAUCACCAUAACAUUAUUUGCGAAGGAAAUCAAGUCAAGAUUCUGAACCACCUCUCUGAAAUUACUAAGUAUAUUCCUACUAUAGAAGAACUUGAUUUCCCUGAGAAUUUAGAGGUACUUGAUUUAUGCAAAGGGAAGCUGAGAAGCAUUGAGAAUGACUUGAAAGUAAUGUCUAGCAUUUCAGUUUUAUACUCUUCGGAUUAUUUAAAAAAUGUGUACAAGAUUAAUUUGUAUGAUAAUCCACUACUUAUUGACUAAAUCCAAAUAAUAUACCAAAAAUUCAAUUAAUUUUCUCCUUCU